AUGAAGGCAGGAAACCACACCAAUGUUCCAGAAUUUCUCCUCCUUGGUCUCUCUGAGCAGCAGGAACAUCAGCCUUUCCUCUUUGGCACCUUUCUGGUCAUUUACCUGGUCACCUUAGUGGGGAAUAUGCUCAUCGUCCUGGCAAUUGGCUCUGACCCACACCUCCAUACUCCCAUGUAUUUCUUCCUGGCCAACUUCUCCCUCACUGACCUGUGUUUAUCAUCUACCACAGUUCCCAGGAUGCUGAUGAACAUUCAGGUUCACAGGCACGCCAUCCCCUAUGUUGAAUGCCUUUCCCAGGUCUAUUUCUUCCUAUGGUUCAUUGGCCAAGAUGUUUUCCUCCUGGCAGUGAUGGCUUAUGACCGACUUGUGGCCAUAUGCUAUCCCCUUCACUAUACCUCGAUCAUGAGUCCCAGAUGCUGCAUCCUGAUGGUGGUCAUAUCUCUGGUCCUUGCCCAUUCAUACUCUCUAACCCACACCAUUCUCCUUGCUCAGUUAUCCUUCUGCAUGGACAAUGUAAUUCCUCACUUCUUUUGUGAGCUACUUCCUCUAUUGAAGCUCUCUUGUUCCAAUACUUAUGCCAACCAAUGUGUGCUGAUGUACUGGGGAGGGGCAUUGACUCUUUUGAUUCCCUUGUUAAUUAUUGUUUCCUAUGUUCGCAUUGUGGCCACCAUUGUAAAAGUCCCAUCAGCAAGCAGGAAGUGGAAGGCCUUCUCCACCUGUGGAUCCCACCUCUCAGCAGUUUGCCUGUUCUAUGUGUCUGCUAUUGGAGUAUACUUCAUUCCGUCUGCAGCUGAUUCAGCCAGCAAGGACAAGAUUGCAGCAGUAAUGUAUGCUGUGGUGACACCAAUGCUGAAUCCAUUCAUCUAUAGCCUGAGAAACAAGGACAUGAAGAGUGCCUUCAGAAGAUUCCUGAGCAAGAGGGCACUGCAAUCUCCACAAGGCUAA
Nannospalax galili (Upper Galilee mountains blind mole rat) is the source of this 948-nucleotide messenger RNA. RefSeq names its product olfactory receptor 1G1-like. Lineage: Eukaryota; Metazoa; Chordata; Mammalia; Rodentia; Spalacidae. The transcript has a single exon. Gene Ontology annotation, biological process: G protein-coupled receptor signaling pathway. The coding region runs from base 1 to 948 and encodes 315 amino acids. The record is from RefSeq and is a predicted model, not a curated record. Gene Ontology annotation, cellular component: membrane. Gene Ontology annotation, molecular function: olfactory receptor activity; G protein-coupled receptor activity.